CCUUUCUCUACACAUUCCACAGAGGACCUUUUUUUAUCGUGAGGUGUGAAUUGUUACCUCGUCAUAUUAUCAGGCUUCCUAUGGGUUUCUGACGUGUGGUAGCACACGGGGUGUAGGAUCGGGCCGAGGUGUCCCUUAGCAAGUAUUCAUUCAAGGCUUGGGCACUUUUUCAGGGUGGAUAAAAUCAAACAUGGCGGAGCAAAUAAGCGUCAUGACAACGGUUUGGUUACGAUCCCCCCUCCUCCUCGAGGCAUAUAUUUCUCAUUCAGGCAGCCAAAAGGCACCUACUGAAGCGCAAUUUGCACGUAUUUAAAAAAAAAAUUGCUAUCAUUGCUAUAUCAAAAUUGAAAUGCAAUUAAAUACCUAUAAUUAGGUCAUACUCACAUCCAUUUACCUAUUUGAUUAAUGAGGGAAGAAAAAAUGCCCAUUAUCGUUUUCUUUCCUUAAUAAUUUCUGCACUUCAGUAUCUAACAUUUUUAAACCCGCUUAUAAAUAAAACACAACUAUGUUCUCCAUGGUUGGUCUUGGUCUUGGUGAUGCUUCAGACAUCACCUUGAAGGGCCUAGAAACCGUCAAGCGGGCUGAUAUUGUCUUUCUUGAGGCCUACACCUCCUUUCUCAUCAAUAGCAACGCCGAAAAGCUUAGCGAGCUGUAUGGACGUCAAGUCUUGGUCGCAGAUCGCGAGAUGGUUGAAAGUGGUGAGGUGUUGGAGGAGGCGAACCGUAAGAAGGUUGUUUUGCUUGUGGUAGGGGAUGUUUUUGGCGCCACCACGCACUCCGAUUUGGUAGUUCGCUGCAAGGAGAAGGCAAUUCCGUGCAAUGUGGUGCACAACGCCUCCAUAAUAAACGCGGUUGGGUGUUGUGGAUUACAACUUUAUCGAUUUGGACAGGUUCUUUCGCUUUGCUUUUGGACGGAGACGUGGCGGCCGGACUCGUGGUAUGAGCGCCUCAAGAGUAAUCGAGAAAGUGGACUUCAUACCCUGCUUCUUCUUGAUAUCAAAGUUAAAGAGAUGUCAGAUGAGGACCUCGCGCGUGGCCGGAAAGUCUACCAACCACCUCGCUACAUGACUAUUAAACAGGCAAUCGAGCAGGUUUUGGAGGUGGAGCAGAAGAAGAAUGGAGGUGCUAUAGCGGCAGAUGGGAGCACCUUUGCCGUCGGCCUCGCUCGCAUAGGUUCCUCCAGCCAGCAGGUGGUUGCCGGCACUAUGAAAGAGCUUCUGGAGAUUGAUUUUGGCGCUCCUUUGCACUCGUUGGUUAUUGCCGGGGAUAUUCAUGACUGCGAAUCGGAGCAUGUGAACCUUUUCCGUAUAAAUAAUAGCAACUAA
Phytomonas sp. EM1 is the source of this 1324-nucleotide messenger RNA. NCBI's taxonomy places the organism in Eukaryota, Euglenozoa, Kinetoplastea, Trypanosomatida, Trypanosomatidae. The record is from the annotation of a GenBank genome assembly.